Cajanus cajan (pigeon pea) is the source of this 726-nucleotide messenger RNA. RefSeq lists its product as uncharacterized. The record is from RefSeq and is a predicted model, not a curated record. Lineage: Eukaryota; Viridiplantae; Streptophyta; Magnoliopsida; Fabales; Fabaceae.
AUGGAUAGGCUUUGGUUUCACCAAGUCUUUUUCUGCAAACCAACAGCCUCAGUUCUUUCCUUACCAUCUCCACCGGAUGAAGAAAAGCCUUUUCCCACAUCAGAAUCUGUUUCUUGCUCAUCAUCCAUUCUUUCUUCACCACCUCCGGCAGAUGAAGAAAAUUCAACGGAUGAAUCACCUUCAUCAGAGAAACAACUCUCAUCAGAAUCAAUCUUUGUCCCUCUUCAGGAUGAAGAAGAAGAAAUGAAGGAGAGAUUGGCUAGAAUGAAACUUUUGGGUAACAGAACUCGUUCACAUUUAUCCUCACCAUCAACUCAAAACCAUCACAGAAAAUUGAUUAAACCAGCUACUUGUGCAAGGAAACUAAAGAAGUCCAUGAGCUGCAGAACACUUGGGGAACUAGAACUUGAUGAAGUAAAGGGUUUCAUGGAUCUUGGUUUCACAUUCAAGAAAGAAUAUCUUAGUCCAAGAAUGAUGAGCGUUGUCCCUGGCUUGCAAAGACUUGGUGUAACAGAUGCCAAAGAAACGGUUGAAGGAAAUCACAUUGAAGAAGAUGAAGAAAAGAGAGAUAUCAUGAGACCAUAUUUAUCCGAGGCAUGGCUUAUAAAGAGACCCGAUUCACCGCUACUAAACUUAAAAAUCCCGAAACGUUGUUCAUCUUCCAACAUGAAGAAACAUCUUCGGUUCUGGGCCAAAACCGUGGCCUCAGAAAUCCACCAAGAAUGA